Molecule: messenger RNA, 4209 nt
Organism: Hypomesus transpacificus
Lineage: Eukaryota; Metazoa; Chordata; Actinopteri; Osmeriformes; Osmeridae
Gene: fam91a1
Product: family with sequence similarity 91 member A1
Exons: 24
Coding region: 209-2722 (837 amino acids)
Biological process (GO): intracellular protein transport
Cellular component (GO): trans-Golgi network; cytoplasmic vesicle
Source: RefSeq, a predicted model, not a curated record
AGUGACGACCAUAACUAAAAGCGUGACGAACGGUGGCACGAAAAUACAACAAGGAAGUGGACAUUUACUGAAAAGGAAACCUAUACAGAUUGCAAACAUCGCCAACUUCAAAGUUAUUUUGUUCAUUUGUUAAGUGUCGGGGGGUAUAGUCAUCUUGGACUUGCCCAGAAGCCCGUUGCUGUUAUUGUGAGUCCCGAUUCCAGAAGCAAUGAACACUGACGUGGAAUUUCACAUUAGGCAGAAUUAUCCGUGGAACAAGCUACCAGCAAAUGUCAAACAGAGCCUGGGAAAUUCGCAGCGAGAAUAUGAGAAGCAUGUUUUGCUGUACAGUAUUCGGAAUCAACUACGAUUCCGCAAUAACCUAGUGCGACACGUGAGGAAGGAUGAAAGAAAGUAUUACGAGGAACUACUCAAGUACAGCAGGGAUCACCUGAUGCUGUACCCCUACCAUCUGUCUGACAUCAUGGUGAAAGGCCUGAGGAUCACUCCCUUCUCCUACUACAUAGGAAUCAUGGAGGACAUAAUGAACAGCGAGAAAAGUUACGACUCCCUGCCUAACUUCACUGCUGCUGACUGUCUAAGGCUGAUGGGCAUAGGAAGAAACCAGUACAUUGACCUGAUGAACCAGUGCAGGUCCUCCAAAAAAUUCUUCCGUAGGAAAUCGGCUCGAGACCUACUUCCCUCCAAGCCUGUGGAGAUCUCUGUGGAAACCUGGUGGGUGGCGCAGACAGGAUACAUCACCGAGGACGACAUCAGGAUCUGCUCCACGGCAGAAAGGAAGGCCAUCGAUAAGAUGAUCGAUUCAGGACCUCAGCUGGCUGGAUCAAUGGAGUACAACGUAGUUCUUAGUCUAUACAACAGAGGCUACAUCUACUUAGAUGUGCCCAUAUCUGAUGACAGCUGCAUCUCAGUGCCCCCUCUUGAAGGGUUUGUGAUGAACAGAGUCCAGGGUGAUUAUUUUGAGACUCUGCUCUACAAAAUAUUUGUCUCCAUUGACGAGCAGACAAACGUAUCAGAGCUUGCAAACGUGCUGGAGAUUGACUUGGGUCUAGUGAAGAAUGCAGUGUCCAUGUACUGUCGACUGGGUUUUGCCCUGAAGAAGGGACAUGCGUUCAGUUCGGACCUACUCCACCCCACCUGGAAAAGUGCCCCCUCAGUCAACAGACUAAAGACAACCAUGGACCCCCAGAAAAUGCUUCUGUCAUGGGAGCAGGGCAGCCCGGUCAUGGAGGGGGGUUCCUCGGCCACAGACACUGACACCACCAGCCUGGAGGACCAAGACACAGCCAGCGUGGGCAGCCUAAGCGCCCCGGCUCCGCCCACCAAGAGAAUCGCCUUCCUGUUCGACUCCACCCUCACCGCCUUCCUCAUGAUGGGCAACCUGUCGCCUAACCUAAAGAGCCAUGCGGUGACUAUGUUCGAGGUGGGGAAGCUGUCGGACGAGACCCUGGACAGCUUCCUGGCUGAGCUGGAGAAGGUGGAGAGCACAGCAGAGGGGGAGGCCCAGAGAUACUUUGACCACGCGCUGACCCUCAGGAACACCAUCCUCUUCCUGCGAUACAACAAGGAGCUCGCCUUCGACCAGGGGCCUGACAUGCCCAACAUCGGCCUUCCCCUAGACCUGCUUCGCUGUGAGAGUCUACUGGGUCUGGACCCGGCAACCUGCAGCCGAGUCCUCAACAAGAACUACAAACUGCUGGUCUCCAUGGCGCCGCUCAGCAACGAAAUCCGGCCAAUCAGCAGCUGCACGCCCCAGCACAUCGGCCCAGCCAUCCCUGAGGUGGGCUCCAUCUGGUUCAAACUCUACCUGUACCAUGUGACUGGCCAGGGCCCGCCCUCUCUGCUGCUGUCCAAGGGCUCUCGCCUCCGGAAGCUUCCAGACAUCUUCCAGGUUUACGACAGGCUGCUGAUCACUUCCUGGGGUCAUGACCCUGGCGUGGUCUCGACCUCCAACGUGCUCGCUAUGCUUAAUGACGCCCUGACCCACUCUGCUGUCCUCAUCCAGGGUCACGGCAUACAGGGGCACGGAGACACCAUCCAUAUUCCCUUCCCCUUCGACCAAGACGACCUGAAAGGAGAGUACUCCACCUCCAACAUGUGCGUGCACAAGGCUCUGCUGACUUUGAGGGAGCAGGUGGACCUGGAGCACCAGUGCGGCUACGUCACCAUGCUCAACCCCAACAACAGGCACCGUCGCAGGGGCAGCGACGCCAACGACUGCAGGGGUGACACUCACCUUGGUGGGGGCUUUGACACCAACGGUAGCACCGAGUCUUUUGAGCUGGUCACAGAGGAGAACGGCGAGGGCAAAGGGAAGGGGUCAGAAGGUAGGUCCUCAGGGUCUUUCAGCGAGGAUGAGUGGGUCCCUCUGGAGUUGUGUUUUGGGAUGCCUCUCUUCAGCUCGGAGCUCAACCGCAAAGUGUGUCGGAAGAUUGCCUCCCACAAGCUCUGUGGCAGAGACAGCCUUCAAGAGUUACUUUACUCCAGCCGGAAGCUGUCGCUGAAGGUCUUGAGUUUUGUUCAGUCGUUCCAGGACGGCAGUCAGCCUGCAGCAGACCCAGACAGCGGGGUGUCGGGUCCUCUCAGCCAGCCCCCUGCGGAGAGCGGCGUGCCCCUGCCUGCCCUCAACCUGCUCUUCAAGGACGGCACACUGAGGGAGUGGUCUGGCCGGGCCCCGCCUCCUCUACACAUCUCCGCCCUGCAGAAGGACCAACCAGCCUAAGUCCCGCGUCCCCGCACAUCACGAAGGAACUCCUGCCCACACGAAACCCCGCCCCCUGCUUCCACGCCUGCCUGUAAGAUCACACCCGUCGCCCUCCUGGCUACGACCGUCACGCGCCCCUCCGCCAGUCCUGUCCAGUCCAUUACCCCGAAGGAACAGCCCUCAUCAACACCAACCCCCUCAAGCCACUACAGUACGUGAUUGCUUGUGUUUAUAUAAAGCCAGUGUGAACUUUGCUGUGGCGUUGCUAGCCCGGUCUGUGAUGGUCUGUUCAAGUGGUACUGGUGUAACAACUGAACCUGACAACGUUUAAAAAAACGAAAUGGACCCAACUGAAACGAGCAGUAUUUUUGGCAGAUGUCACACAGUACCACAAAGUGUACGAUAUCAAUGGAUGUUUUUCUGUAUCUUGCCUAAAUACUCAGUUUGUUUGAUGUUCUCGACAACAAAAAAGAAUCACAAAUUAACCUCGACACUGACUGACCAGUGUCAAAAGACUCUUUUGGGAAACCUGGUUAAAGAUAUAUAGGAUCAAUCCUGUAACCGGAACAGGCAUCUCACUCACUCUCUGCCCCCACACACACACACCCAUUCAGUGAUCUGUUGCAUGAUUCCUUUGCACACCUAUUUAACGAACUGCCUUGUUUGCGCAUUGAAGUUCUAGAAAAGACAACAUCGUUUUUUUUCCUUUUAUUUGCACUUUGUGGUGCCAUACCCUGUGGAUAAAUAUAAUGUGUACAGUACGUAACAUAACAGCCUGAAGAGAAUAUACUGCAUAUGAAUAUGCAGGCCUACCAUUUCCUCAUAGAGAACCAGUAUGUACCAAUAUAAGGAGUUUUACUUUUUACAAUUUUACUUGCUGUGUUAUGUGCAUGGUUUCCAGAGAUCUUGGCUGCCAGUAGGUGGUGUUUUGUUCUAGAACACAGCAGUGAUAGGUUACGGUGUGACCUGAUGAACCUCUGUAUAAUCACUGCAAUCUCUCUGUUUCAGGGAACACCAAAGACCAAACAUAUAGUUUUGUGUUUUUUUUAAUCUUUUAUUUUACUGCCUUAUAACGUCAUUAGCCCCAUAUCUUGUAUUGGGACGGUUCCUCCUGGGUCGAAUGUGUACUAAUACACAUUCAGGUGUGUUAGAUUAAUCUUUCCCAGCACAAUGAAACCAAUAUCCAAGGGCACACCUUUGCCAUCUCUGCAAGCAGGGCAAGUUGAAUCAAGUGCACCUAAAGUAGCAGCAAGGUUCCUCUCCUGAUCCCAGCGAUGUGCGGGGCACAGCUGGGGACUGUUGCCGUGGUCCCCCUGCUCUCCAAGGGGAUUGGUUCACAACUGUGUUGUGCAAAAAUCUUUAGAUCUGUAUCUAGACUGUGGAGCCGGGUCACACGCGAGUUACAAACACCGUUAGAUGCAGGGGGGGUGACCUUGAUUUCAUUUACCUUGUAAACAAAAGUGAUGGUGCUUGUCUGAAAAGAGACAGUUCUGAGCGAAAUCAAA